AAUGCAAAAGAACGAGUUGGCUUGGUUUGAUGAUGAGGUUGACAUCUUCGAGCUUCCUUUCUCAAAUUUUCAUUUGAGCUCAGAGUUUCUGUCACCCUCCAUGGCAGCUUUUGGACCUCCAGAAGGAGACAAGAAAGAGUUGAAACACGGCUCCGAACCCUACUUCUUGUGUGCUGUACUGUGACGGAGUAUUCCGCCAUUGUCGUUUUCUCUCCUUCCUUUCAUCAUCGUUUUGUUUCUCAUUCUUGAUUGGAUUUUCAUUUUCAUUAUCAUUUUUCUUUCCUGCUGUUUCUUUCGAAUCAUGAGCGGGCAGGAAGUUAGGGCGAGAGGUGAGAGAUUUAGGGAUGGAGGAGGUAUUGUACAGUCCUUCUCUUCGAGUUUGCUUGAUGAAAUCUACCGUUCCAUUGACGAUGGAGGGGAUAAGAGAAGUGGAGAAUUGAAGUUUUACAGACAGAAGGUGUUGAAGAAACAAGGUAAAAUGAUCGGGAAAGCGCAGAGUGAUGUUGAAGAUGAGGAGAUCGCGAGUCUUCAUCGUGCUUUGCUGAUAGAGAGAUGGAUCGAGAAGAAGGUUGCUGAAAAGGUGAGCGCUCAAAGGAGACGUUCUCUGACGGAAGCUGAGAUAAAAUUUCAGUUGUACCAGCAGGAUCGGGAAGAGGACGUUCUGUUCUUUAGUUCAACUUCGAGCUCUUCCGAUUCGAGUUUCGGCGGAUUUUCAUCUUCGGAUACUGAAUCAGUGUAUGGUUCGAAAUCCUUGACGCCGUCUUGUUUCGCAAAGUUCAGACCAAAGCCAGUUCGGACCAGCGUCUCCGCUCCACCGCCGGAGAAGACGGAGGAAAAGCAAAGACAGAGCAGAGAGAAGCCACCGUCUAAACAGAUCAGUCAAUUCGUGGAAAACAAUGAAAAAUCUCGAGGUUUCGACGAGAGCGCUAUGAUUAAGUCGAAAUCGAGGGCGUUGAAGAUUUACAGUAAUUUAAAGAAGGUGAAGCAACCGAUUUCACCAGGAGGACGCCUCUCAAGUUUUCUCAAUUCUAUCUUCACCGCAGGAACUCCGAAGAAGACAGGAAACUCCGUUACGUCAACCAGAGCCUCUGAAGAUCAUAACUCAGAAAGAAAGUCAAAAUCCGGCCAAACUUCGACUUGCUCUUCGGCUGCAUCGUUUUCAAGAUCAUGUUUGAGCAAAAAUUCGCCAUAUUCUAGCGAAAAAUUGCGCAAUGCCGACACGAGAACGGUUCGAUUUUAUCCGGUGAGUACAAUCGUAGACGAAUACAGUAGACCUUGCGGACACAAAUCCUUGUGCGAAGAACAGCCUAAAUUCGAAGUCAAGAACAAGGCCGAGACCGCAGAAGCAACAGCAGCAGUCAGGAAAAUUGUAACAGAUUACCAGCAAAUCAGGAAGAAGAACGAUUUCCUGAUUAGAAAAUUCCACCAUCCUGACAAUGAUCUCUACAAAGAAGAAGAAGAAGAAGACGAUACAGCAAGUUGUUCGAGUUCAGAUCUGUUUGAACUAGAUCACCUGACGGUAAUGAGCGGCGAUCGGUACCGGGAAGAGCUUCCGGUGUACGAAACAACCACUCGCGUGGAUACAAAUCGGGCCAUCCGCCAUUGCAAAUUAGGUUAGUUCCAUUUGUAAUAGGUAAUAUAAUUCAGCCAUAAAUUUUGUUAUAGUAAUGCGUUUGUUCUUACUUGAUUGAGGAAUCUCUUUCGUUCAGGAUUAAAUUAAGUGUGGAAAGGGUAAUUUUGAUCAUACUCGGUUGAGGGAUUUGGGUAAUGGAUUGGAAAUGUAGAAAGAAAAGGGAAGACAGAGGAGGAAAGCAACGCUAAUUUCUUUUU
This is a messenger RNA of Cucurbita pepo subsp. pepo (vegetable marrow), 1830 nucleotides long. Its product is annotated as protein BIG GRAIN 1-like A. Gene Ontology annotation, biological process: auxin-activated signaling pathway. Lineage: Eukaryota; Viridiplantae; Streptophyta; Magnoliopsida; Cucurbitales; Cucurbitaceae. The record is from RefSeq and is a predicted model, not a curated record.